Molecule: messenger RNA, 942 nt
Organism: Aspergillus udagawae
Lineage: Eukaryota; Fungi; Ascomycota; Eurotiomycetes; Eurotiales; Aspergillaceae
Product: short chain dehydrogenase family protein
Exons: 5
Coding region: 1-942 (313 amino acids)
Molecular function (GO): oxidoreductase activity
Source: RefSeq, a predicted model, not a curated record
AUGCCAUCAAACAAACCAGUCGCUCUCGUCGUGGGCGCUUCCCGCGGUAUCGGCAGGCAGAUUGCCGUAGACCUGGCCAAGAACGGCUACAAAGUCGUCGUGGCGGCAAAGACCACCUCCAACGCCUAUGCAACUGUCCCCUUCCCACCGGAUCCGAACUCCUCGCAAUCAACCAUCAACACCGUCGAGCGAGAGAUCAAAGAAUCCGGUGGCGAAGCGUUCGCCCUCCCAGUAGACGUCCGCGACGUGAAACAAGUCGAGAACCUGGUUCACGAGACGGUUCGCCUGGCAGGCCGCCUCGAUGUCCUGGUCUACAACUCCGGGGCGAUCUGGUGGUCCUCUGUGGCGAAUACGCCCACGAAGCGGUUCCAGCUCAUGCAGAGAGUGAACCCAGAGGGUCUUUAUGCGAGUGUGCAGGCGGCAUUGCCAUACUUUGAGAAGAAUGGGUGGAAAGGACGGAUUAUUGUCGUCUCGCCGCCGAUCUACUCGCGGUUCUUUCGGGGGAAGACGGCUUAUGCGAUGGGCAAGGUGGGAAUGAGCGUCCUGACCAAGGGUCUAGCCAUGGAUUUUAUCAGACAAGGGGCGAAGGAUAUGGCCAUCACCAGUAUCUGGCCUGCAGUGUCCAUCGAAUCAGCCGCCACAGAGGCGACCACGAAUGAAGAUCCCAGUCGGAAAGCCGAUCUCAGGAAGCCUACGAUCUUCUCCGAUGCUGUUCUGGGUAUUUUGAACAGCCCCACAGGCAUCGUGAACGGCCAAUUGGUCCUCGACGAGGACUUCCUGCGCGACCAUUGCGGUGUUUCUGAUUUCUCCAAGUACGCUGUUGUCCCUGGGUCUCAGCCACGGCGGAUCAUGCCUAAGGAGUUGCCUGUCCUUGAGGUGGCAGAGCAGGACGAUGAGGGUAUGCGGGUGGAUAGUACGAAGUUGAGAAAGGCCAAGCUGUAG